Anthonomus grandis grandis is the source of this 1517-nucleotide messenger RNA. RefSeq lists its product as uncharacterized. The record is from RefSeq and is a predicted model, not a curated record. Bases 151 to 1050 code for a protein of 299 amino acids. The transcript is spliced from 6 exons. Lineage: Eukaryota; Metazoa; Arthropoda; Insecta; Coleoptera; Curculionidae.
CGUCGCGGCCGUCCGUACCGUAUGGGUCCACCAUCACGGAAUACCAACAAAGACGUCGCGUCGGUGUGUCAGGUGGGAAUUUUCGCUAUUUAAAUACCCACAGGACCAUCUUAGAACCAUCAUUUGAUCAAAGUUUGUGUUUUAAUCAACAUGAAACCGUUUCUGCUAUUGUCGGCGCUAGUCGCACUCGCAAGUGCCCGCCCUGAGGCCGGGUAUAGCUACAGCCCCCCAAGCACCUCGUAUGGCACCCCAUCUAGCGGUGGAGGAGGCGGAUUCGGUAGCUCCGGAGGCGGUGGUGGAUUUGGAGGAGGCGGUGGAUUUGGCGGAGGUGGCGGUUUCGGAGGUGGAUCCGGAGGUGGAUUCGGAGGAGGCGGCGGUUUCGGAGGUGGUUCCGGAGGUGGAUUUGGAGGCGGUGUAGGAGGAGGAUUCGGAGGCGGCGGCGGCGGCGGUGGUGGAUUCGGUGGCGGAUUCGGUGGUGGAUUCGGAGGAGGCGGCGGUACCACAAUCCAAAAACACAUCUACGUCCACGUACCCCCACCAGAACCCGAAGAGUUCAGACCACAAAGACCCAUCUCAGUCGGCCAAGCCCAGAAACACUACAAGAUCAUUUUCAUUAAGGCACCGAGCGCACCUGCUCCAACUGCUCCAGUGAUCCCUGUUCAGCCACAGAACGAAGAGAAGACCUUGGUUUACGUUUUGGUCAAGAAACCGGAAGAAGCACCAGAAAUCAAUAUUCCUACUCCUGCACCGACUCAACCCAGCAAACCAGAGGUUUACUUCAUCAGAUACAAGACCCAGAAGACAUCAUCCGGAGGAGGAGGCGGUGGUGGCGGAUUCGGUGGUGGAUUCGGAGGUGGCGCCGGAGGUGGAUCUGGAGGCGGAUUCGGAGGCGGCAUUGGCGGAGGAAUCGGCGGAGGAAUCGGAGGUGGUAUCGGCGGUGGCAUUGGAGGCGGAAUCGGCGGAGGUGAUAUUGGCGGAGGAAUUGGUGGUGGCAGUGGAGGAGGCAUUUCCUCAAGCUACGGACCUCCAGGCAAAUCCGGCCCAUACUAACCUGCUGCUGAUGUUACCUGAGCUGCAUUCCUUUAGCGUUACGUCCCGAACCACGACGUUUCAUCACUUAAGCAUCACUCAUCAGUAUUACAGUCGUCGUGACCCGUAAAAUCUGCCGUGAUUCCGGAUGUUCCGUUACCGAAUGGGCCAGUUUCUAAUCGUUAUUUAGUGAUUUUACUUUUAAAUUUUUGCUAUAUAUUUUUUAUUUGAAAAUAUUUCGCAAAAUGUUCGUCGCCCGGGUACUCGGUAGAAAUAUCCAUUUCCAUGUUUUCAAGACUUAAAAGUCGCCGUAUGUAUAAAAUUUUGCCUUAUGGAUGUGGGCAUUUUCUACUGGCAGCCGGGCGGUUUUGUACAUAGUAAAUGCAUUUCGUAUAUUAUGAUUAUUUUUUUAUAUUUUAUAUUUUUGUAUAUUAUAUUUUUUCGUGAUAAAAAUACGGUGACAAAUGAAAUAUAUUUUUAAGUUUAAA